AUGGCCGGAUCAACCGUCAUCUCCAAUGCGGAGAAUCUCAGCAAGUACAUGAGCCUUGACCAGCGAGGCAAGAUCAUGGCCGAGUACGUCUGGAUUGAUGCCGUCGGUGGUGUCCGCUCCAAGACCAGGCCCGUCACCUCUGCUGAUGAGCUUCCGGAGUGGAACUUUGACGGCUCGUCCACUGGCCAGGCUCCUGGUGACAACUCGGAUGUCUACAUUCGCCCGGUUGCUAUCUUCCCUGACCCCUUCCGCAAGGGUGACAACAUCCUCGUCCUCUGCGAGACCUGGGACUCGGAUGGCACGCCCAACAAGUUCAACCACCGUCACGAGGCUGCCCGUCUGAUGGAGACUCACGCCAAGGAGGACUUCUGGUUCGGUCUCGAGCAGGAGUACACUCUCCUCGACACCGACGGCUGGCCCUACGGCUGGCCCAAGGGCGGUUUCCCCGGUGCCCAGGGCCCUUACUACUGCGGUGUCGGUACCGGCAAGGUCUACUGCCGUGACAUCGUUGAGGCUCACUACAAGGCCUGUCUGUACGCUGGCAUCGCCAUCUCUGGUAUCAACGCAGAGGUCAUGCCCGCCCAGUGGGAGUUCCAGGUCGGUCCUUGCCAGGGCAUUGAGCUCGGUGACCAGCUCUGGAUGGCCCGUUUCCUCCUCCACCGCGUCGCCGAAGAGUUCGGUGUCCGCAUCUCUUUCCACCCCAAGCCCAUCCCCGGUGACUGGAACGGUGCCGGUCUCCACAGCAACGUGUCCACCAAGGCGACCCGUGAGGAGGGUGGUCUGAAGGUCAUCGAAGCCUACAUGAAGAAGCUGGAGGCCCGUCACUUCGAGCACAUUGCCGUCUACGGUGAGGGCAACGAGGAGCGUCUCACCGGCCGUCAUGAGACCGGCAGCAUCGACAAGUUCAGCUACGGUGUCGCUGACCGUGGUGGCUCUAUCCGUAUCCCCCGCCAGGUCGCCAAGGAUGGCAAGGGUUACUUCGAGGACCGAAGACCUGCCAGUAACGCUGAUCCUUACCAGAUUACCGGUAUUAUUGUUGAGACUCUGUGUGGUGGUGUCUAA
Messenger RNA from Paecilomyces variotii, 1062 nucleotides. RefSeq names its product glutamine synthetase. The transcript has 6 exons. NCBI's taxonomy places the organism in Eukaryota, Fungi, Ascomycota, Eurotiomycetes, Eurotiales, Thermoascaceae. Gene Ontology annotation, molecular function: glutamine synthetase activity. Gene Ontology annotation, cellular component: cytoplasm. The record is from RefSeq and is a predicted model, not a curated record. The coding region runs from base 1 to 1062 and encodes 353 amino acids.